AUGGCAGGUGCAGCGCCGGCCGAUGAAGAUGGAUCGCCGAAGAAGACGAAGCAGGGCGGCUUCAAGACAAUGCCCUUCAUACUAGCGAACGAGGUCUGCGACAGGUUCGCGACGGCCGGCUUCAACGCCAACAUGAUCACCUACCUCACGCAGCAGCUGCACCUGCCGCUGGUGGAGGCCUCCAACCUGCUCACCAACUUCAUGGGCACAGCGGCCUUCACCCCGGUCUUCGGCGCCAUCAUUGCCGACUCCUACGCCGGCCGCUUCUGGACCAUCGCCGCUGGCGGCGCCCUGUACCAGCUCGGCAUGCUCGGCCUCGUCGUGUCCGCGCUCGCAACAGCCCUCCGCCCCCCGCCGUGCGCCGCCGCUGCCCUGUCGACGCCCGCGUGCCAGCGCGCGAACGGUGGGCAGCUCGCCGUGCUUUACCUGUCGCUGCUCUUCACCGCGCUCGGGUCCGGCGGCAUCCGGCCGUGCGUGGUGGCGUUCGGCGCGGACCAGUUCGGCGUGGGAGGGAGGCGGCCCGGAGGCGAGCAGAAGUGGAGCUUCUUUAACUUCUACUUCUUCACCAUGGGGCUCGCCGUGCUGCUGGCGCUGACGGUGGUGGUGUACAUCCAGGAGAACGUUGGGUGGGGUUGGGGGUUCGGCAUCCCCGCCAUCGCCAUGUUCGUUUCCGUGCUGUCGUUCGUGGUCGGCUACCCGCUCUACGUCAGGGUGAAGCCCGGGGGAAGUCCCUUCGUGAGGCUGGUUCAGGUCGUGGCCGCGGCGAUCAAGAAGAGGAAGGAGGCCAUGCCGGAGGACGCCGGCAUGCUGUACCAGAACAAGGAGCUGGACGCUCCCAUCGCCGCCGACGGGAGGCUGCUCCACACCAACCAGCUCAGGUUCUUGGAUCGAGCGGCAAUAGUGACGACGACCGAUGCUGUUGACUCCGGCGACGAGCCGGACCUGUGGCGGCUGGCGACGGUGCACCGCGUGGAGGAGCUCAAGUCCAUCGUGCGCAUGCUGCCGCUGUGGGCGGCCAGCAUCACGCUCAUCGCCGCCGCCUCGCACAACUUCACCUUCGCCAUCCAGCAGUCGCGCACCAUGGACCGCCGCCUCACGCCGCGGUUCGAGAUCCCGCCGGCCAGCAUGAUCAUCUUCACCACGCUCACCAUGCUCGUCAGCCUCUCCCUCUACGACCGCGUCUUCGUCCCGCUCGCGCGCCGCUACACCAGCCGGCAGGCGGGGAUCUCCUACUUCCAGCGCAUGGGCGCCGGGCUGGCGGUCUCCGUCCUCGGCGUCCUCGCGGGGGCGCUCGUCGAGGGCAAGCGGCGCAGGGCCGCGGCGGAGCACGGGCUCCUGGACAGCCCCGGCACCACCGUGCCGAUCAGCGUGUUCUGGCUGGUGCCGCAGUACGCGCUCCACGGGGUGAGCGACGCGCUCUCCACGGUGGCGCACAUGGAGUUCCUGUACGACCAGUCGCCGGAGAGCAUGCGCAGCUCCUCGGCGGCGCUGUUCUGGGUCGCCGGCUCGCUCGGGAACUACCUGGGAACGCUGCUCGUCACGGUGGUGCAGAGCGCGAGCGGAGGGGAGUGGCUGCAGGACAACAUCAACCGGGGCAGGCUCGAUUACUACUACUGGCUCGUGACCUUGCUCAUGGCGCUCAACCUUGCGUAUUACAUCGCCUGCUUCCAUUUUUACACCCUGAAGUCCUUCGACGUGGAGGGGAACGGGGCGCAACGGCGGCAAGAUGACGGUGAGGGGCAAAGUCGGAGUGCGGAGCGGGAGACUGAGCUCGAUGCUGGCCGCAUUGGAGCUUCGAAAAAUUGUGCGUAGGAUCAUUUAUAACGGUGUAAGCUCAGCUCAGGGAGCGGUUAACAUCACUAUAUCAGUGUAUCUUUGAACUACCGAACUUGUAUUGAUGUAACAGAAUUAAAAGGGGGAAAUUAAGAUGCAUCAUUGUUCUUUCUUUUUGCUGCAAUUACUCGGUUGUUCGAUUUCUUUUUCUGAAAAUCCUAGCCAUCUAAAAUUGCGCAGUGCGCAGCCUAGGAUUGCACUUUUUGAAGGAGCACAAUUUUUACUGAAAUUUGAAUGCAUUUUUUAA
Messenger RNA from Triticum aestivum (bread wheat), 2080 nucleotides. Its product is annotated as protein NRT1/ PTR FAMILY 3.1-like. NCBI's taxonomy places the organism in Eukaryota, Viridiplantae, Streptophyta, Magnoliopsida, Poales, Poaceae. The coding region runs from base 1 to 1812 and encodes 603 amino acids. Gene Ontology annotation, biological process: transmembrane transport. Gene Ontology annotation, molecular function: transmembrane transporter activity. The record is from RefSeq and is a predicted model, not a curated record. Gene Ontology annotation, cellular component: membrane. The transcript is spliced from 3 exons.